This is a messenger RNA of Paramuricea clavata, 1160 nucleotides long. Lineage: Eukaryota; Metazoa; Cnidaria; Anthozoa; Malacalcyonacea; Plexauridae. The record is from the annotation of a GenBank genome assembly.
AUGCUUGGAACACCGUAUUCCUAUCGACUUCGUCGUGUUAAGAGACAUGUAACUUUGCUCUCGGUUCAUCGUUUUGUGCACGGACUGUUAUUGUUACAGAGAUCGUCUUUGCCUUUGCUGUUAAUUCUUUUAGCUAACGAUGUGGAAUUAAAUCCUGGUCCAGUUAUUUCAUCUGAGCAUCUCGAACACUGUUCAUCCGUCGUAAAUAAUCGAAGCAACACCAUCGCGACUGAACGUAAGACAUUUCGCUGUUUGAGCUGGAAUACGCGAAGUUUGUUUAGUUUACAUAGAACAUCUGAUGGAGAUAUGAUAUCAAAUAAUUCAAGUCUUCAAGAUUUUGUAUACUCGGAGCAAAUAGACAUCGUUUUCCUCACUGAAACGUGGCUGUCCGAUAAACACUUUGAUGCAGAAAUUUUACGUCAAGAUUAUAACGUUUUCCGUGUCGACCGUAAAUGUAAAACCGGCGGUGGCGUACUAAUAGCUACAAAAGAGUCUUCUUUUACAGAAACCAAGCAAGUAUGCUUUAAUCAAUUAGAUACUGAACUAGAAAUCGUCUGCGUUGAAUGCGCCACUAACAAUGCGCGAAUCCUUGUUGUCUGCUGCUACAGAGCUCCUGACUCCUCGUCAAAAUGGCUUCUCUCCUUUAAAAAGUUCUUAGACUACAUCAUGGACACUUACGAUAAAAUUAUAAUGACUGGUGAUUUCAACUUCCCGCGAAUCUCGUGGUCUGAAAGCAUGGUUAUCCCAACCGGUGAAUCCGAGAGAUUUUUCUACAACACCUUAUCUGACCAUUACUUAAGUCAAUUGAUCUUCGCUCCAACAAGAGAAACUAACGUUCUUGAUCUUAUCAUGACAAACAUUCCAGACAACGUUAACAACAUUGAAGUAAUUGAUCCAACCAAUUUCAAUUUGUUUUCCGACCACAAGUGCAUACUCUUUGAGUUUCAAAGUACAGCAACACCUUCCCACAAGCUCAAAAGAUCGGUUUACGAUUACAACCGUGCGGAUUUUGAAAAAAUGAUCCGUACUUUUGAACCGAUUGAAUUUGAAUUUAGCGAUCCCACAUCGAUGUCCGACAUUAACGAGAACUGGAAUUUAUGGAGAGACACUUUCCUUGCUGUAGCUGACGAAUGUAUUCCAACAAAGAUUGUAAAAGGAAG